Molecule: messenger RNA, 1455 nt
Organism: Candida albicans SC5314
Lineage: Eukaryota; Fungi; Ascomycota; Pichiomycetes; Serinales; Debaryomycetaceae
Gene: ARP9
Product: Arp9p
Exons: 1
Coding region: 1-1455 (484 amino acids)
Source: RefSeq, a predicted model, not a curated record
AUGCCGUUGUAUAAAGAAGACAAUUUUUUAAUAAUAUAUCCUGGAUCCAAACAUACAUUAUUUUUGUUUGGAUUAUCCGAUACAUUAUCACCACCCCAAUUUAAAAUCCCAUCAAUUGUUUAUCAAGAUUCCAUCACUAAACAAUAUCAAGCCACUAAUAAUAGUGAAAAUGCUACUGAAGAAAUAUAUCCAAUUAUUGAAUCGAAAAUUGUUAAUUUAGAUGCAUUUAAUUAUUUAUUAAAAAUUAUUUUACAAAGUGUAAUUGCUAAUCAUCCAACUAUUACCAUUAAUCAAAUCCCCAUGUUAUUAAUUACUCCUAGUUUAACAUGGUCAAGACAAUCAAUUGAAUAUAUUACUAAAUAUGUCAUUGAAAAUUUAGAAAUCACCGCAUUUAAUAUUAUUGAUUUGAGUCUAGCUGCAACUUUUGGAGUUGGUCAACUGACAAAUUCUACUGUUGUUUAUGUUGAUGAUGAAAAUAUUCAAAUUGUCCCCGUUGUUGGAUAUCAAGCGAUUAAAUUUGCAGGGAAAUUAAUUAAAAAUGAAGGUAGUAUAACUAUAUCUCGAGAAUUAAAACAAAAUUUACCUAAUUUAACAUCUCAACAAAUUGAAGAUUUGAAAAAUUCCGAUAUUUUUGAAGUUGUAAUUGAUCAACAAGGAAUGGUAUUAGAUUAUAUCAAAGAUAUUACAAAAACAAACAAUGAUGAAGAUAAUGAAUUCGAUGUUGCCAAAAUCGUCACUGAAAAUCAAAAUGGUAUCCCAGAAGCCAUUAUAAGUAAUACACCUACUGAACAACAACAAAAAGAACAACAAGAUUCAAAUAAACCAAAUAAAGAAUUGGAAAAAAAUUAUUUCAUUGAUUCUAAAACUCAAGAAAAAAUUUGGAUCGGUAAAGAAAGAUUUUCCGGGACGAAUAAUCUUGUUAAAUUGAUCUCAUCAUCGAUAUAUUCAUCAUUAUUAUCAAUUCCUGAUAUCGACAAAAGACAAGAUUGUUAUGAUAAUAUUAUAUUAGUUGGAUCAAUUUUCAAAAUUCCAGGAUUGAAAGAAGCAGUAUUAAUUAAAUUAAAUCAAGAUUAUUUAGUUAAAGAACCUAAUGCUAUUGAUCAAUCAAUUAAUGAUCCUGGUGUCAACACUGCCAUUUUGAAAUAUCAACAAAGCACAACCAUAAAUGAUUAUAAUGAAGGUGGUAGUGGUGAUAAUAACAAUUCUAAUUCUAAUUCUAAUUCAAAUCAAGUUCCUAAUUCUAUCAAAUUGGUGAAAUAUCCUGAUUAUUUCCCGGAAUGGAAAAAACCAAAGGAAAAAGGUGGAUCUUGGCAUGAUGUUUAUUUCUUGGGUGGUCAAAUUUAUAGUAAACAAAUUUAUUCUGGUAGUUCUCAUCAUCAUGGUAAAGAAUUGUUUGUUGGAAGUGAUAUGUAUGAAGAAAGAGGUCCUCAAAGUAUUUGGGAUGCCAGCAUUUAA